Molecule: messenger RNA, 3663 nt
Organism: Oncorhynchus kisutch (coho salmon)
Lineage: Eukaryota; Metazoa; Chordata; Actinopteri; Salmoniformes; Salmonidae
Product: amidophosphoribosyltransferase-like
Exons: 11
Coding region: 361-1893 (510 amino acids)
Biological process (GO): purine nucleobase biosynthetic process
Molecular function (GO): amidophosphoribosyltransferase activity
Source: RefSeq, a predicted model, not a curated record
AUCCCAAACACGGACAUAGUUGUAAAAUAGGUGUCUUUGAUUUUUUAAAACUUAGUAUCUGUUGAAUACUUUCAAAUAAAUCUAAUAACUUUAUCACCAAAAAACAUAGGGUGAAUGACUACAUAUCGGUUCUCAGUCAAAGUCCUAAUCGAUAUGAGUUUGUAUUACUUUCGCAAUUUGACACGGAGUACUCCGUUUGUUGUCAGGGACGUCAAUGAAGUUCCCCAUUUUGUAUCCCUGUAGGUUGAGCCCGUUCGUUAAGCCGUAGCUCUGUUGUCAACACGUGGCCAGUGUUUGAAGCGUGGAGAUAGAUACACGCUGUGUGAAGUAGACAAGCACCGGAGGCCCAGGAACUUAAGAAUGAGCGAGUUCGAAGAAUCUGGCAUCGGAGAAGAGUGCGGAGUUUUCGGCUGUGUUGCCGCAGGAGAAUGGCCAACACAACUAGAAGUUGCCCAAGUGUUAACUUUGGGACUUGUCGCGCUACAACAUAGGGGUCAGGAAAGUGCUGGAAUCGUCACAAGUAAUGGAGUCAACCCACCAACGUACAAUACCCUGAAGGGGAUGGGGUUAGUGAACAAUGCCUUUCCACCUGAGGACCUUCUGAAGCUGCGCUAUGGUAACCUGGGCAUCGGGCACACACGCUACUCCACCACGGGCAUCUCUGAGCUGCAGAACUGCCAGCCCUUUGUAGUGGACACACUGCAUGGCAAGAUAGCUGUGGCACACAACGGGGAGCUGGUCAAUGCAGCUGCACUGCGUAAAAAGGUGAUGCGUCACGGCGUGGGUCUCUCCACCAGCUCAGACAGUGAGCUCAUCACCCAGCUGCUGGCUCUGACUCCGCCCAUGGAGGAGCUGGAUGCCCCUGACUGGGUGGCCAGGAUAAAGAACCUGAUGCAUGAGACCCCUACAUCCUACUCACUGCUGGUGAUGUACACAGAUGUGAUCUAUGCUAUCCGUGACCCGUACGGAAACAGACCGCUCAGCAUCGGACGCCUCGUCCCCAUUUCUAAACUCCACACUGCAGGUGCUGGCGAGGGAGACACAGAGGGUUGGGUGGUGUCAUCAGAGUCCUGCAGCUUCCAGUCAAUCGGUGCCAAGUACUACAGAGAGGUGAUGCCUGGAGAGAUAGUCCAGAUCUCCAAACACGGUGUGAAGUCCCUAAGCAUUGUCCCUCGCCCCGAGGGAGACCUCCCUGCCUUUUGCAUCUUUGAAUAUGUUUACUUUGCCAGACCAGACUCCAUAUUUGAAGGUCAGAUGGUGUACACAGUCAGGCAGCGCUGUGGACGGCAGCUAGCCAUUGAGGCCCCUACAGAGGCAGACGUGGUCAGCACUGUGCCUGAGUCUGCUACUCCUGCUGCACUGGGAUACGCAGAGCAGUCGGGACUGCCGUACGUAGAGGUUCUGUGUAAGAAUCGCUACGUUGGGAGGACAUUUAUUCAACCAAACACACGCCUCAGGCAGUUGGGGGUGGCCAAGAAGUUUGGUGCGCUGACAGACAACUUUGCAGGCAAGCGGGUGGUGCUUGUUGAUGAUUCCAUCGUCAGGGGCAACACCAUCGCCCCCAUAAUCAAGUUGUUGAAGGAAGCAGGAGCCACAGAGGUCCACAUCCGCGUUGCCUCCCCACCCAUCAGGUUCCCCUGCUACAUGGGCAUCAACAUCCCCACAAAAGAGGAGCUCAUUGCUAACAGGCCAGAGUUUAAGGACAUUGCUGGCUACAUUGGUGCCACCAGCGUGCAGUAUCUGUCAGUGGAGGGCCUGGUGUCAGCGGUGCAGGGGGGAAUCCCCUCCCUCCAGAAGGAUGAGCGGAUCAGCACCAACACCAAGGCCAGCAGGAGAGUGGGCCACUGCACCGCCUGCCUCACAGGCAAAUACCCUGUAGAACUGGAGUGGUGACCGCUGACCACAACCACUAUCUUGACCACACUACUGCUGUUAUUGUACUUAACCUAAUGUCUAAAGUGUGAACCUUAACCAUACUCUAACCAAGGAAGUGCCUCUUGGAGCCUACUUGGCCACAGUAUGGGUGCCUAGGGCAUGGCCUCACCUUGACAAGUAAACACAGAAUUGCUGUAGCUACUAAAUUUUUCCUGAAAGCUGUUACGGUUUGAGUGGUGCCUGGCCUGCUUUGGUCUGAAACCGUUGGGCCUUGAUGCUUCCACUCUGGCAACACAAUAACCUUAUGCACGUCAAUGUGUUACAUUUCAACCCAGCCUUCUCAUUCCACAUAAUAUUCAUAAUAUCCAUUGUUAUUAAAAACUAGCAUUCUGACUCCUUUCUCUCAUUGGAGAGAUUAGUUACAAGUGGCCGUAUCAGCUGUAAGACGCACAACUUCAAACCAAAAACGUUAUGUGAAAACAACUUGCUUCCAUUUAAUUUAGCCUUAAACCUCUACUAAAUUGACCUGCAAAUGUAUUUUGCUUAUAUCCUGUAUACAAAGUGGUUGAAUCCUGUUUCCCUACUUUCAGACUAAUCACUGUCCCUCCUGUAAAGUGCAUACUACACUGAACAAAUAUAAAUGCAACAAUUUUAAAUAUUUUACUGAGUUAGAGUUCAUAAGGAAAUCUUCAAUUGGAAUAAAAUCAUUAGGCCCUAAUCUAUGGAUUUCACAUGACUGGGAAUACAGAUAUGCAUCUGUUGGUCACAGAUACCUAUCCUUUGCAUAGAGUUGAUCAGGCUGUUGAUUGAGGCCUGGUGAAUGUUGUCCCACUCAUCAAUGACUGUGUAAAGUUGAUGGGUAUUGACAGGAACACGCCGUCGUACACAUCGACCCAGAGCAUCCCAAACCUGCUCAAUGGGUGACUUGUCUGGUGAGUAUGCAGGCCAUGGAAUAAUGUAUAGGCCAUUUUCAGCUUCCAGGAAUUGUGUACAGAUCCCUGCGACAUGGGACUGUGCAUUAUCAUGCUGAAACGAGUUGUUGGCAGCGGAUGAACGGGCCUCAGGAUCUCAUUCAAAUUGUCAUCGAUAAAAUGCAAUCAUGUUCGUUUUCCGUAGCUUAUGCCUACCCAUAGUUCGUUUUCCGUAGCUUAUGCCUACCCAUACUAUAACCCCGACCAUAAAACACUUCGUUCACAAUGUUGACAUCCGCAAACCGUUCGCCUACACCAUACACUGUGCCAUCGGCCCGGUACAAUUGAAACCAGGAUUCAUCUGAAGAGCACACUUCUCCAGCAUACCAGUGGCCAUUGAAAGUGAGGAUUUUCCCACGGAAGCCAGUUACGAUGCCGAACUGCACUCACGUCAAGACCCUGGUGAGGACACGCUUGCAGAUGAGCUUCCCUGAAAUGGUUUCUGAGUUUGUGAGGACGUUUUUCAGUUGUGCAAACCCAGUUACAUCAGCUGUCCCGGUGGCUCAUCUCCGACCAUCCUACAAGUGAAGAAGCCGGAUGUGGAGGUCUUGGGCUGGCAUGGUUACACGUGGUCUGCAAUUGGAUGUACUGCCAAAAUCUCUAAACCGCUGGAGGCAGUUUACGGUAGAGAAAUUAACAUUCCAUUUCUAGGAUGGGAACAACACUUUACAUGUUGCAUUUAUAUUUUUGUUCCAUGUAGAUUGAAAGACUGAACAUUUAAUUUGUUAAUUGUGCUUUCAUUUUCCCCAUUGUAAUAAAUAAUUCAUGAAUAUGUAAGAACAAAAGCAAUUAAUAUAAAAUACUUUUGAAAACCUUG